AUUUUAGCCGAAUUUUUAAAGGUGAUCUUUUGUUCUAUUUUUUGGCCUUUUCCCCCCUUUGUUUUGGUUCUGUAGAUUUCGUUUGGUUUCUUUUAUAUGGGAUUAAAAGAAGCAGCUUUUUGUUCUUACAGUUGUGUAUUUUGUUAGAUUUUUUUUUGAAAUAGGUAAAGUUUAACCUAGUUUUAAGAGAGGUUAGUGGAGUUGUUUUUUUCAUUAUUUUUUUCCCUUUUUUUUUGGGUUCUGUGGAUUUUGUUUGGUUGCUCAUAUAGGGGUAAUUUUUUUAAAAAAAAAGCUAUUUUUUGUUCUUAUGAUUGUGUAUUUUGUUGGAUUUUUGAGAUAAUUACUGGAGGGUUUUCAUUCUAUCUUUUGCUUUUUUUUUUUUUUUUCGUUCUUAUGAUUCUCUGCUUUGUUCUGAAAAUUGGCAAUUUUUUUUUUUAAAAAAGGAGGUGAAUUGUGAUGUAGUACUGUAGGAUUUGUUUGUAUCAUCAUUUAGAUAUAUUGAGUAUUUGUAUCAUCAUUUUAGACAUUUAGGUGUUCCAAGGUUGCUAUUUCAGUUUUUCGUCAGGACCAUUCCCCUAUUCCCAUUCAACAAAUUUGAGUUUAGAUCUGGUUUCGGUGGUUCGGAUCGCGUUUGGGCCACCCUUUAUUCCGAAUCUUUAUUCCGAAUUUGACCAGGAACCAGAAUUCAAAACCAAAUAAUACCAAACAGAUUUUGGGUCUACUUCAACUGGUGAAUUCAACAGCAGUUUGUUUUUCUUCUUAUGACCCUGCAUUUUUCUUCGAAUCAUUAAGACUUGAUAUUGCGAUUUAGCUUCGAAUUUGAGUACAGAGAUCGGGUUCUCGUCAUGUUCGCGGUAGGUCGCGUGACGAUCUAAACUCGACUCGAAAUCUGAGUUCAUAUUCAAACUCCGACAGAUUCCGGGUCGAGUUCAAUCCGCUGCUUUGGAGAGAAGCAGUUGUUUUCGAUUGCUAUAAUAUGGUCCUGCAGUUUGCUUUUGUUUCAAAAUUUUCAAGUACAUGUUGGAUUGUUUGAUUAUGGACAGUCAUUGUCAAUUUGUCAUCAUGCUGCCCCACUUGGGAGAAUAUUAUUUAGUAAAACUGACUGCUGCUGUCUUCUGAAGCUUGUUGAGCUUAUCAUUUAAUUUUUGCAUCAUGCAUUAAUUAAAUGGUAAUACGCAAUGGUGGUCCAUGCGCUUUCGACAAGUUGCAAUUUGGUCUCUGAUUUGUUACUUGAAUAAUUUCCCAGAAAACAGUUUUCUAGCGGGAAAAGUAUUUUCUGUCCGUUUCGUUCCUCAAAAAAGUAGUUUUUCUGGAAAAGUUUUUGUUUUCUGAAUUUUUUAUCUGGAAAACUGCUGGAAAGGGUGUUUUCGAUGAAAUACUUUUCUGUCGGAAAGCAUUUUUCCAAUCUUUUCCGAAGAACCAAACCCUUUUUUAGUUCCCGAAGUUUCCAACAUCUGCUCGAAACUUGUCAUAUAAUCUAAUGAAUAACAUAUCUGGGAGAACAAAUAAGGCAAGUUCAGGGACUGAUCUGUUUGAGUGGAAAUUAGAGACCGCAAUCGCAAUUCAUUGGAAAUUGUUUCGAAUUUUGAAGAAUUUUGCCGAAUGUAAAUAUGUAAUAUAACAUAUGAGUGCAAUUUCUUGAUUUCUUUUGCAGUAAUAAAUUGUUAAUUUUUCUGUUUAUAAGAGCCUAUCUUUUUCUAAUUUGGAUGCAGUGUUUUUUUUAAAAAAAACUAAUUGGUAAGGAAAUGAAGCCAAUUUAUUAUGCGAUGGCAAGAAUCGCAAUGAAGCGCUUCUCCUUGGUUUAACCUGAAAAGCUUGAUUUAUUGUUGAAUCCAUGAGAAAAGAUUAAUAAAUCCCUUAAUAUUUUUCCAUUCGGAAUUAAAUAGUAACAAUGUAACACUUUUGUAGUCCGCUAUAGCCGGUAUCAAGUUCGAAGGGUUUGUACGCAAUUCACUGUUUUAAAGAGUUAUAUACGGCAGUGUGAGGACGCCCACUUUUUUUGUCGCAUUAAACUCAUGAGUAUAGUUUUCGCAUUUUGUAUAUGCUUGCUUACUAUGUCCAUUUGGAGCUUGAAAGUUUUGGUUGUUGAUCCUAUGAUCUAUUGUAGUUGCAGAUGAAAGCGCUAUUUAUUUUUACUUAAUCCUCUUUCCAUAAGAUAUCUUUUUAAUUUUUAACAUCUGCAGGUAUGAUUAUUCUGGAUAUGGAGCAUCAACCGCCAAGUGAAGCGAAUACAUACGCGGACAUCGAAGCAGUGUACCAGUGUCUAGAAACCGAAUACGGAAUCAGCCAGGAGGAUUUGAUCUUGUACGGGCAAUCGGUCGGUAGCGGGCCCACGCUCCACUUGGCGGCUCGGUUGCCGAGAUUGCGCGGCGUUAUUCUUCACAGCGCUAUACUGUCGGGCCUUCGCGUGGUCUGCCACGUGAACUUCAAUUUCUGCUUCGAUAUUUAUAAAAACAUUAACAAAAUAAAGAAGGUCAAAUGCCCGGUUCUUGUAAUUCAUGGAACCGAAGACGACGUCGUGAAUUGGCUACACGGGAACGGAUUGUACAAACUAGCGCGGGAACCCUACGAGCCCUUAUGGAUCAAGGGAGGGGGGCACUGCAAUCUCGAGCUCUACCCCGACUACAUCCGCCACUUGUGCAAAUUCAUCCGCGAAAUGGAGAGCAUCACCACCGCAGCCCGGCUCAAGAAGAUCCGCCAAACCCUAGACCUCCCCAAGAAGCCUUACAAGCCGAACGCCGCCAAUGCCGCCGCCGCCGCCGCCACCACCACCACUUUCACUACUAACUGCUGCUGCCGACUCCGAUGCAAGAAGCCUAAUUGCUCGUGUUGGUCGAUCCGGCCGAGAUGUUUAACCCUAAGGUGCUUUAGUUGCUCAAACUUUUUCCGUAACUGUUGCUGCUGCUGCUGCCACUGCCGCUGCCGCUGCUGUUGUGGGGGAGAUGCGCGGCGCGAGUAAAUGUCUCGCGCCGGUGUAGAAAUUCUCUUUAGAUUCAUCAAAAUCUAACCCUUUGUUGCUGUGCAAUUAGGAGCCCCAUCAAUCUAAGGUUGUAUAAGAGGGAUGAAUGUGUAAGGUUGUUUCUUUUUCUUCUUUUUCUUUUUUUCUUUUUUUUUUCCCCCUGCUUUCAACUGAUGUAACAGUGUCCUAUGCCACUGAUGAAAUAUUAUUUGAUUGGUAUUUUAGUUAAAUGGUUCUGAUCA
Ananas comosus (pineapple) is the source of this 3201-nucleotide messenger RNA. RefSeq names its product protein ABHD17C-like. NCBI's taxonomy places the organism in Eukaryota, Viridiplantae, Streptophyta, Magnoliopsida, Poales, Bromeliaceae. The coding region runs from base 2186 to 2959 and encodes 257 amino acids. The transcript has 4 exons. The record is from RefSeq and is a predicted model, not a curated record.